Molecule: messenger RNA, 1848 nt
Organism: Hydractinia symbiolongicarpus
Lineage: Eukaryota; Metazoa; Cnidaria; Hydrozoa; Anthoathecata; Hydractiniidae
Product: transcription factor Sox-9-like
Exons: 2
Coding region: 373-1734 (453 amino acids)
Biological process (GO): regulation of transcription by RNA polymerase II
Cellular component (GO): nucleus
Molecular function (GO): RNA polymerase II cis-regulatory region sequence-specific DNA binding; DNA-binding transcription factor activity, RNA polymerase II-specific
Source: RefSeq, a predicted model, not a curated record
AAUCACAAAAAAACAGAUUAAUUAAGACCAAAAACUUGAUUAAUUAGCGUGCUUGACAUUUAAUGACAUUUCAUUUUGAUGGACGUAGAAGUUGGCGGAAUCGCUGAAAUUUUUGAAAUCUGUCUCCACUAAUUUAGUUAUGGCUGAUUACCUUAAGGCGAGUGGGAGGAUCAUGCCGACUGCUUUUCAAAUUACGUCCGCAUGUGUAUUUUGCAAAAAAAGUAAAUUAAUACCACUACUAAUUGCAACGUGAUGCAAUGACGUCAAAAAAAUGACUGCAUAAUUAGCAAUGUCUACAUAUCAAAUAUAAUUGCCAUCUUUUUCACUUCGUAACAAGACAGCGGUGAAUAAGGUUGUCAGAGAGUUAUACUAAUGACUAACGGUUACGACUGGACUUUAGUACCAAUGCCUAUUCGAGCAGGAGCACCAAGCCGGUCACGGUCUCAUGUCAAACGCCCAAUGAACGCUUUUAUGGUGUGGGCGCAGGCCGCGAGGAGGAAGCUUGCUGACCAAUACCCGCAUUUACAUAAUGCUGAACUCAGCAAAACAUUAGGGAAGUUAUGGCGUAUGUUGAACGAGGAAGAGAAGAAACCGUUCAUGGAUGAAGCUGAACGAUUGCGUUUGAAACAUAAACAAGAUCAUCCCGAUUAUAAAUACCAACCAAGACGGAAGAAAAACUCAAAAGAUGGAUCUCCUGAUAACAACGAAGCUGAAAUUACGGCUUCCGAUUUAUUACGUGUUAUUAAAGGAGAAACAUUACCUUUGAAGAAGAACUGCGGUAGUAUGUCUGAUUCAUCCGAGAGCCCUCAAAUGAGUCCUUAUCAAGAGUUUAGUCCAAAAUCUUCAUGUUCCUCGAAUAAUCCCUUUAGUCCGAAAGAAGUCCGAUCCAACGAUACAUCUCGAUACCCCGAUUCGGUUUCUCCGACAAAAGACGAUGACAUUGAAGCCUUAGAUCUUCCAAAUGUUUCGUUAAACUCAUUUAUAAAGGAGAAUAUUGUUGACAUCAAUAAAAAUCAAAUGAGUGUUGAAGUCAGUGACUUAGAACAGUAUUUGCCAUGUGCUUCACAGAACGUUUCCAUGACAACUUGCAUGGAGAACAUUCCAAAAUGGACAGAUUUUCAAACAUCGGUGUACAGUCAAACGCAGACUACUCCACAGCAGAGUAGUCAUUUUAACCCCCUGAAUAAACUGCAGCAGUUCGAGGAGAUGACACAAUCCUCUUUUAUGCAGAAUCAGCUACCAUCUCCAGUGUAUUCACGCAUGAGUAGAAACAAUGGCAGGUACAACCCUUAUACUAUAAACAAUACUUCUGUUUCAAGAAGCAUCAGUUUCCCCCCAAGCAUGAAAAAUACAAACGGGACUGGAAGUCUGCAGAAUACACAAAGGUCGAGCUUAACUUCCCAAGGACUAAUAGACUUUACUGCACAUCAACCCAUGGCUUACUUGCUCGAUGCAGCUAAAAACCUACCUUGCUCAAAUCAGCAAAAUUAUUUGUACAGUAAUGGUAGCGCAUUCAAUCAACAAACAAUAGACCUUAUAAAUAACAACAAUACCAACAAUUUGCCUGUUUACACAUCCUACAAUUCCUACAAUCAACAAAUGCAUCCACAACAACAACAACAACAACAACAGCAGCAGCAGCAGCAGCAGCCACAACAACAAUCCCCUUUAGGGUGGACACCAGAACUCUUUCCAAAUAGUUCGUUUCCAACAACUGUGUAUAAUAGAAUUUAAUAUUUUCAUACUGAAAAUGCUUUUGGUUAUUCUACGUUUAAUGUAUAGUUUUCUAUAUUAUUAUUAUUGUAUUUUUACCCUAUUUUAUGGUUAAAUAAUUCUUUCAUAAAGUUA